Messenger RNA from Uranotaenia lowii, 2499 nucleotides. RefSeq names its product toll-like receptor 13. The transcript has 5 exons. The coding region runs from base 92 to 2368 and encodes 758 amino acids. Gene Ontology annotation, biological process: immune response; toll-like receptor signaling pathway; inflammatory response. Gene Ontology annotation, cellular component: membrane. The record is from RefSeq and is a predicted model, not a curated record. Gene Ontology annotation, molecular function: protein binding; transmembrane signaling receptor activity. Lineage: Eukaryota; Metazoa; Arthropoda; Insecta; Diptera; Culicidae.
AAUGGGCCGAAUCGCCUGGAAGUUUGCACAGCUCGGGUCAGUUUCGGGCGGAAGUUUGUACCGCGAUGUCUGAACGCUGUUUGUCGGUCGGAUGGAACUGCCAAAGUAUUGGACAGUGAUUUUCUGUCUGAGGUUGGUUUUGCAAGUGACCUGCAACAAUGUGCCGGAGAGUUGUGAUCAGUCGAAGCGCGUGAACUGCAAUGGGUUCGAGAGCUUUCUGCCGAUAGAAGCGGAAGCAAGUUAUAACAUUCGGCUGAACAAGUACCAGUACAAAUCCAGCGAUGAUUCAGAGUGUAUGCUCGGGAAUGCACUCAACUACAUGCCAUGGCUGUUUCCAAACGGAUCGCUGGUGCUCUUCGGAUACGAAGCUAGGCCGCUGGAUUUGGCCAACCUUCGGCUUACCAACAAUGCUCUCGUGACGCUCAUAUCGAAUAUGAAAACCGGUCUAAGUGUAAUGACACACGUUUCAAUUGCCAACAAUCAACUGUACGACUUACCACUAGAGUUUUUAUCCAGUGUUUCCAGUGUGAGGUAUCUAUCGAUGUACCUUAAUCCGUUUGAUGAUUUUGCUGCGGAAUCAGCCGUCAGACCAAAACUACCACCGAUGGGUGCCCUGGAAGCACUGGAUAUGCGAGACUGCCGGAUUCGGGUACUUCGGCCCGACUUUUUCCAUGACGCGCCGAACUUGCAGUAUCUGUUUCUAUCACAAAAUUACAUCUCCAAACUUCCAGGUCAGCUGUUCUAUGCAACGAAGAACUUGGUCCAUCUGGAUUUGUCCCAUAUGGAUAGUAGCCAACGGGAGGCUGAGGUUCGUGCGGAAAAUCCUUUUAUGAAGUUUAGCGCCGGGAUGGAUUUGGACAGUAACGUUUUUGAGCCGUUGGUAAAGUUGAGGUUCCUGGAUCUAUCGUUUAGUAAGCUUGAGUUGAAGGCUUUCAUAGCGUUGAGUUCACUCGGUACUAGGCUGGAGUAUGUUAGCUACUGCUACACGGAUCUACCGGGGUUGAUGGACUAUCUGUUUCUUAUGAAGAGCAUCAAGAUGCUGGAUUUGUCAGGGAAUCCGGGUUGUGCACGGGCUUUACAUUCGGAAAGUUUCCACUUGCUGAGAAGAAGUUUGGAAGUGUUGUACUUCAAGGAUGCAAGUAUCCAUGGAUUGGAAUGGCUAAGCGGGUUGGGAAAGUUGAAGACGUUGGUACUGAAGAAUAAUUUCAUCGGAAAGCUAGACGUUCCGGCGGUUGGUGAUCUGGUGAGUUUGGAGAUAUUGGAUAUCAGCAAUAAUUUUGUUCAAUCCUGGUCGCAUAGCUUGUUCACCAAUAGUACAAACAUGAAGCUGAUCAACUUAAGGAGUAACAACUUGCAGCUUGUAACCAAUUCGAUGCUAAGAGACUUUGAGAACAUGCAAUACUUGGCGUUGGGAGACAACAACAUUCAGUGUAGUUGCAAUUUUGUGUUUCUUAUGCGAAUGGCGCUUGGUGACGAUCUACUGGCAGAGGAAGAAGCUAACAAAUCAGCUCUUGAAGUUUCUUUUCUUAAAAACUUUUCGGUGGAACAUUUGAACUUAUUUGACUACAACGAGAAUGAUUAUCUUUGUAUGAAUUUCACCAGUAGACGGAGAGUUAGUGUUCGCACAAUCCCACUGUGCAACCGAGAAGAUGAAGGGAUUUACACAAAUGUGAAUGACGAUAAAGAUUAUGAUGCGGACACUUUGGAAGAAAUUAUCCAGGAAUAUACCGUACUGUACAUAGUUUCGAGCAUUAUGGUUUUACUAAUUCUGGCUGUGAUAUUUUUCAUCUACUGGAAGUGGUUCUAUAUCAAGUACUUCUUUGUGCUCUUGAAGAACUCGGCUAUUUUGAGUUUUUUCAACGAUGACAAAGUUUAUCUGGAAAAAAGCUAUCUGGAGGAUGAGAACUGCUACACUUACGACGUUUUUGUCAGUUAUUGUGACAACGACCGCAAUUGGGUGCUGGAUAACAUGUUGCCGAACCUGGAACAGCAAGAUCUUAUCACGGUUUGUUUACAUGAAAGGGAUUUUGAGGUUGGAUACGGUAUUCUGGAAAAUAUUAUUUCAUGCAUGGACCGUUCGAGAUGUUUGAUGUUGAUUGUUUCUGAAAGCUUCCUCCUAAGUAGAUGGUGUCAGUUUGAGAUGCAUUUGGCACAGCAUCGCCUUCUGGAAACGCGCCGUGACGAGCUGAUUCUAGUACUACUGGAAGACAUCCCCCGGCGCAAAUGUCCCAAAACGCUUAGUUAUCUGAUGAAGACGAAAACGUACAUCAAGUGGCCGAGUCAGCAGGGUACGGACGAUAGAGAGACGAUGCUUGCACGUGAGCUUUUCUGGAAGCGUUUGCGCAAAGCGUUGCUUCAAACAAAAUGAUUGACAAAAAAUCUAGAGUAUACUUGAAGGCGCAUUAUAAAUGUGCUUUUUGAACAUUGGUCAUGCUGAAUAUCGGAAAAUGUUGAAUCGGAAGAACGUUUAAUGUAAAUAUCAAAGUACAAUAUUAGUCA